UCUGAGCUGUUGGAAACAUCACCUGGCGGCAGCAACCUGGAGGUUCCUAUGGCCUAUUUCUCAAGCCCAAGGCCACAGUCCUCAAGUUCUGCCAUCAAGAUUGUCAAUCCGGCAGAACAUGACGACAAGGCUAAAUUGCAGGCUAAGAGAGAUUCUCCCCAGCGUCAGUGUAGGAAUAUCUUGAUUUAUGGAUCUUGUCGUUAUCAAGACAAAGGUUGUAUUUAUUAUCAUCCGCCGGUUGAAGAUUCAAACAAUCCGCCACGUCCAGAGUCACCUAUUCCUGCUUCGCUGUCUGCACAAGCCGUCAACGCUCCCGUGUUUGUGCCAAAAGCACCUUUUCAUGCCAUUGCAACUCCAUCUCCAACUUCGGCAUCGUCAUACACUCCUUCUCCCUCACCUUCGACCUUCUAUCCAACUCAUGACGAAUACGAUGAUUAUGGAGACUCUGUCUCCAAUCAGACACCUCAAACAUUGGAGCAUCCAUUAGUCAGUCAGUAUCAGCAGGUGGAUUAUGACGACCAUGCCUCACCGAUGGGCAACUUUUAUCAAUCUCAACAGGCUACGUUUGCAAGGCAACCUUUGGAUUAUCAUCUAUACUCGCACCCUACUCCGGAUGCCUUUCCCUCAACGCAUUUUGUCUCUGAUGUAAUUCGCGAGGAGUUGCACAAACGCUCAGAAGCCUCCCAACUGGUCCCAAUACCCGGACAUAACCUACCUGAUGAACUCCAGGGGUAUCACUCCCUUGCUCUUCUUGAACCUUCCGUUACAGAGAGGCGCAAGUUCUUCAGUUGGCACUCUACUGUCUAUCGCGCAAUUAGUUCCAACGAUGGUGUAUCAUAUGCUCUUCGUCGCGUCGAAAAUUUCAGGUUGAUGCAUCAAGCUGCAUUUGGAGCCAUCGAAACGUGGUCGCGUAUUGAGCAUCCAAAUAUUGUCCGUGUCCGUGAAGCAUUCACUACUCGUGCAUUCAACGACAAUUCUUUGGUGGUCGCGUAUGAAUACUACCCGAAUGCUCAGACUCUCUUUGAAUUGCACAUCAAACAGAAGCCGCCGGUAUUUCAGCAUGGCCGUCUUUCAGCCUUCUCAACGGCAUUACCUGAGGCGACUCUAUGGUCAUACAUGAUUCAAAUUGCCAGCGCCAUCAAGGUAGUGCACGAAGCGGGCCUCGCAGUACGCAUGAUUGACCCAACCAAAAUUAUGGUCACUGGCAAGAACAGAAUUCGCAUUGGUUCGUGUGGUAUUGCAGACGUUCUGAUGUACGAUCCUCGCCAGGACACUGCGAUCGCCCAACAAGAGGACCUCGUCAUGUUUGGUCGUCUUGUGUUUGCUCUCUGUUGUAAUAAUCUUGCGGCCGUGAACACACUGCCCAAAGCACUUGACCUGAUGGGUCGCCAGUACUCUGCUGACGUGAAGGCUCUUGCUCUUCAUUUGGUCUCUAAACCAAAUCCACACAAGAGUAUCACACAAGUAAUAGACAUGAUCGGAACGAACCGGUUAGUCCACGAAAUGGACGAUAUGCACAGUUCCGUCAACAGGCUUGAAGCUGAACUCAUGAGCGAGCUCGAAAAUGGGCGCCUGGUUCGCCUUCUUUGCAAAUUUGGCUUUAUCAAUGAGCGACCCGUAUUCGCCCGUGAGCCUCGUUGGUCCGAAACGGGCGAUAGAUACAUCAUCAAGCUAUUCCGAGACUAUGUCUUUCAUCAAGUGGACGAGAACGGUAAUCCUGUUAUCAAUCUUUCGCAUGUCUUGGCUUGUUUGAAUAAGCUCGAUGCUGGUACAGACGAGCGUAUCAUGCUUGUUUCCCGUGACGAACAGAGCUGUCUCGUUGUGAGUUACAAAGAUGUGAAGGCCUGCAUCGAUACUGCUUUUGGUGAUCUAGCUCGGGCAUCGCGAUGAUAGUCGAUCUAAACAUGCAAAAAUAGGUAGAAUCUGAAAAAGACGCGAAAAAUACAAAAUAUUUUGAUUUCAACUUUGGUACAAUCAUGCAUAUGGUACUCUACUGCG
This is a messenger RNA of Suillus clintonianus, 1998 nucleotides long. RefSeq lists its product as uncharacterized. The transcript has 16 exons. Gene Ontology annotation, molecular function: ATP binding; protein kinase activity; metal ion binding. Gene Ontology annotation, cellular component: PAN complex; P-body. The record is from RefSeq and is a predicted model, not a curated record. NCBI's taxonomy places the organism in Eukaryota, Fungi, Basidiomycota, Agaricomycetes, Boletales, Suillaceae. Gene Ontology annotation, biological process: nuclear-transcribed mRNA poly(A) tail shortening; mRNA processing; protein phosphorylation. Bases 49 to 1890 code for a protein of 613 amino acids.